AUGGAAGCGGACAGUGACAGACAACCCUCCAACAGGUUCGCUCUGUCUGCUUUGCUUAGCCCCAAUGAUGACGUAGCCGCACAGAUAGACUGCAUCCUGAUCGUGACCACCAGCGCCAUCGAGCAGCUGGAUCACCCCUUCCUUCGCAAAGAGCCCGUUGACAUGGAGUUCGACUAUGGCCAAGCAGAGUCUGACACUUUCUCAUGUUCUUCAUGCAACCCGCCGCUGGGCGUGUCAUGGGUAUUCUGGACGCAGGGAACAGAUGCGCCCACCUCGCUCGCCAGCUUGCGCGGAGUAGACUACAGGAGUCGUCCUUCGAAAGGUGUCGAAGAUGCUCUUACCUUGUUUGGCGAACCACAACCGCACUUCCACUUCGACAUGGAUUUCGAGCAGGACUUGUCCUCAUUUCAUAUCCGAGGCUCACUGGAUUUCCUUAUGUUCGACGGCUAA
Aspergillus welwitschiae is the source of this 450-nucleotide messenger RNA. RefSeq lists its product as uncharacterized. Bases 1 to 450 code for a protein of 149 amino acids. NCBI's taxonomy places the organism in Eukaryota, Fungi, Ascomycota, Eurotiomycetes, Eurotiales, Aspergillaceae. The transcript is spliced from 2 exons. The record is from RefSeq and is a predicted model, not a curated record.